Spathaspora passalidarum NRRL Y-27907 is the source of this 1797-nucleotide messenger RNA. It is a transcript of the gene PGA6, whose product is annotated as Pga6p. The transcript has a single exon. The coding region runs from base 56 to 667 and encodes 203 amino acids. NCBI's taxonomy places the organism in Eukaryota, Fungi, Ascomycota, Pichiomycetes, Serinales, Debaryomycetaceae. The record is from RefSeq and is a predicted model, not a curated record.
AACAAUAAAAGUUAUUCUAUCCAACCCUUUACAUUCGUUAAAUAUUACUACUAAAAUGCAAUACAAAUUAUUAGCUACCGCUGCUUUAGCCUCCACCGUUGCUGCUGCUUCUUCUGGUGUCCCAGCCAACUCUACCGAAACCGUCACCGACUUAUCCACCACCUUAGUCACUAUCACCCACUGUGAAGAAAACAAGUGUUCCGCCACUGUUUCUCCAGCUCUUAAGUCUGUUGCUACCGUCACCGUCCAAGGUGUCGAAACUGUCUACACCACUUACUGUCCAUUGACUUCUGAAGAAGCUGCCAAGUCUACUCUUUCUACCAUCACCACCACUGUCGAAGGUGUUGAAACCGUUUACACUACCUACUGUCCAUUGACUGAAGAAGAAACCGCUGCUCCAGCUGAAACCCCAGCUCCAGCUCCAGAAAAGGAAUCUUCUGCUCCAGCUCCAGCUCCAGAAGCUCCAAUCACCUCUGUUGUUGAAGCCGUCACCACUCCAGUUGCUACUGUCAGUGAAGCCGGUGAAUCUACCGUCUACAUUCAAUCUACCCUUUACACCUCCCUUGCUAACAAGACUGCUCCAGUCUCUGAAUUCGAAGGUGCUGCCGGUAAGCAAGCCGUUGCUGGUUUCGCUGCUGUUGCUGGUUUAGUUGCCGCUUUAUUGUAAGCGUGUUAAACUUUUUAAGAAAAGAUACCCUGAAAAGAAAAGUUUCUAUUUAUUUUCUUUACUAAUUUAGAUUUUUAGUGCAGUUCGGUUUUUUGCGGUUUAGUUACAGAAUAAUUGUAUAUAUGACAAAUGUAUUCUACUAUUUGUUUAUAUUAAUACUAUAGUACAAACCAUGGUUUAUAUAAAAUUAAUUAAUUGUCUUCUGGAACUCUAAAUCUCAUCUGUUGCCCUUCAGAAUAGAUGAAAUUCAAGGUAGAUUCAAACAUGCCUUGGGAAGUUAACUCCAAAUACUUCUUAUACAACAUCAAUGCAGUGUAGGCGUCUUCAAUGGAAUCAUGAUUAUUACUCUGCACCUUCUCUUUCAACAACACAUAUGCCAAAAACUUAAGACCCAAUUGUCGUUUGAAAUCGCUCUUGUAAUAAAACUCAGCAGUGUCCCGUAUUUGCUUUUUAGGAACUUGUAAAUUAAUACAACGGAAAUCAUUGUACAACCCAUGGCCAACAAACACAACUCCUAAAUUCAACAAUAACCAAAGCUUACGGUAUGCGGUUUGUAAAGUGACCAAAUUUUUAGCCGACCUAAUAGGGUCCAAGUCCAGAUCUUCAAUCCCAGAGAAACUUGUCAAAUAAUCGUGGAUCUUGGCUGUGUGAACGACAUAAUCAUCAAUGAACGCAGUUUCUUCUUCACCUCGCAAUACCGACACUCUUGCCAAUGAAAGUAUCUUGGGUUUGAUCAAUUUCUUAAACCCGUCAUAAUGCACUUCCAAUAGUUCGGGAUUCAAUAACACAAAUUCAGCAUCAAUGGCAACAAGUGUAUCUGCCUUAGGUGCUUCUUGCUUCGUCAACAACUCAUACUCUUUUUUGUAGCCUUCCCUAAUAGUUCCCGCAAAAUGAUCCCGAUAAAGGAUAGAAUCGUUCAAGUUAGGUAACUUGCCAAAUGUCUCUAUAUUGAAAUAUUCAAAUGGAGUUUGGGCAAUAGAUGAUUCUUGAUAUAUGACAACAACCGGUUUCUUCCACGGAGAAGAUAAAUCAAGCACUUCUUCCUCUGGUAUAGGCAUAACCAAGAAAUCAUUAAACAAAUACCAUUGGUCUAACUUCACAAAUGUGACCAACCCAUGCAUGCCCAAGGC